GAGGGGUUGGUGGGACCAGCAAAAGCCUGGAGACCAGCGGUGUGCAGGAUGGGUGGCCGGGAUGGGCUGCUACCUGCCGGAGCCACCCCCGGUCCCAGCACCCCGACAGGGUGUGAGAGACUAGUAGCUUCUCCAGCUGCCCUCUCCUGGCCGUUGGGCCACCUGGCACAGCAGGUGUGUGGAGGGGGCUGCCAGAAGCCUCCCCCCAAGCCUGACAUCACCUCCCCAUUGCCAUAGCCUGGGUAUUCAGGGAACAGCAUGGCUGAAGAGGCCAGGCUGUGUCAUGGGUGGGAUCCUGCCCCCCACUGGCCCACCCCGUGCAUUGGGGUCCAGCGGAUUCCAUUGGGGUUGGGGCUGCAGAGCCAGCCAGCCAGGUGGGUGUGUGCCUAAAAAGACACCUGCCUCCAGGCAGAUUCAUGGGUGAUAACAGCGUCUGGGCUCUGCGCCCCACACUCGUCAGGGAUGACGGGGUGGCCCUGCCCAGGGCUGCAUGCCUGCUUGGUGACUCUAGGCCUGGUUAGGGUGUUCCAGAGGGUGAUGCCCUGGGCCCGGCCCAGGCGGGCACGAGACCCUCUGAAGGGGGCUGGACUCUGCCAACCUGUGCAGGCGUCAGUGCUGAGCAGGGCGGAUUGCUGGCGGCAGCUCCCAGAGGCAGGCCUGGCUCCCUACAGAGAGCCUGAUGCCCCCACCGCCUGACUUGGAGGGAUGUCAUCAUCCCUGCACCCCCAGCCAUGCCUAAGACCCUGAGCCUCCAGCUGCUGAAGCUUCAGAGGCCUAACUGGGAGCCCCUCAGCCGCAAACCUCUGCCUGCACCCCGAUGUGCAGAAUGAGGGCCUGUGGAGGGGGGAAGCGAGGCCUUGCUGCCCCUCCCACCUUGGUCUGGGCUGUGCUGUUGGCCAGAGACACAGCCCCCAUUGUGUGGUCUCAGGAUGGAGCCUGAGCCCCUGGCUGAGCCCCUGGCCUGGCUCCUGGGCCCCAUGGGGGGAGGGGUCCGGGGGGGGGGUGUUGCUGGCAGCUGACACUGGAGGCCUGCCCUAAAGGGUCCCCUCCACCGCCCCCUCUGGAUGGAGAGCUGUGCAGGCAGCAUUUGCCCAAGGGUCAUCUGUUCGAUGGAGAGGGGGUGCUUUGUCCCAAAGAAUGACAGGAGUUGAUCUGGUGGCCAACUGGCUGUGUGAGUGUGAGUGUGAGUGUGUGUCUGUGUGUGUGUGUGUGUGUGAGAGAGAGAGAGAGAGAGAGAGAGAGACAGAGAGAGAGCUGGUAGACCCUGAACAGCUGAGCAUGGGGUCCAACCGUCCUAGCCACUCCACAGGCUUGACUGGGGAGCCUGGGGUGUCGGCCGGUGCCGUGACCCAGCAGGGACACACCAGACAGUACCCUGGCCUGGGGUAGUUGUCCCUGGGCAGGGACAAAGCUCAGAGGGGAUGCUGGGAGAGGCCCCAAGCCUAGCCUGGCAUCAUUGCAAGCUGAAACCUGAACUGAGCUGGACUAGGCGAGCUGCGUGCAGAUUUGGGACGUGGGGAAUGAGUCUUCUGCAGGGCCUGGGAGGAGGCCUGCGGGGGGUUUGGACCUGACCAACCAGGUAGCUGUGGCUAGGUGUGGGCAGGGCAGUUCCUGGUCAGAGCUGGCUUUUGGAGGCUGGCAGGAAGGGAUGGGGGCGUCCUGGACAGGUGGGGCUGUGGGGCGGGACAGGAGGGGCCCCAGCUCUAGCAGCCCUGGGCUACUGCAGCCAGGAAGCUAUCAAAAGGCCGCCUGCCCCUUGAAGCCCACGUGCCGGGGGGAGCCCACCAGCGGCGUGGGAGUCAAGGGGUGUGGAUACCCCGUGGAAAGGUCCACUGGGUCUGGGCACUGCUUGGAUAGCUGUUUUGGGGGGAACCUCUGUGUGUGGAGGGGCUCCCUGAGGAUGAACCAGGUCUCCUCUGCCCGGCCCACCCCCAUGGGCUCCCCUUCCCAUAUCCGACGUUUUUGCUGGUGAGCGAGUUCAAUUCUAAAACGGGCCUGGGGGCGCUGGGCUUAGAAUACUCCCUGAAAAGAGCUGGGAGCUACCAAGCCCCCACAUGAGGCCCUGGGGAGGGGCUGAGUCAGGGAGGCAGAAGCUCCGCUGCACCUGGGCCCUGCUGCCCCUCCUGCCGGAGCGGGGGUUUGGGGGGGAGCAGGUGGCCAGGGAAGCCGUGGGUGGUCCUCUCCUGGCCUCCCCCAGCCACUGCUAAAUGCUCCUGCCUGGGGCUGGGAAGGGGGGAGGGCAGUGGCAGAGUACCCCGACUAUGGGUGGCCUUUAGAGAUGUGUCCCAAACAGCAGGCUCCCAGACAGGGGCCUCCCCAGGCCUCAUGACCAUGCCACGGGUCCGUCCCCACGCGGCUGCCUCCCGGGCUCCCCCAGGCAUUGACUCUGGCAGGACCUCUGGGGAAUGAUGGCCUGGUGGGCCCUUCCUUGGCCUGGCCUGGGGUUCUCAAGCUGGGUGACACUCACGGCCUCCUCCCCAGCGAGUCCACCCCCGCCAGGCUGCCUGCCCCCUGCUGCCCCUCCAUCGCCCCCACUGAAGGAGAUUCAGUGUGGCUUCACUCUGGGGGCGCCGGGACAGGGGUGAGCAGGGACCCAGAGUGACAGCGCUGGAGAGGGAAGACAGUGGUGAUUGCAUUUAGCAGAGCAUGGGGCUGAGGGGGACACGGCCCCUGGUUAGCUGCAGGUGGUGGGAUGUGGAGGCCAGUCUCCGUCAUCAGCACCAGAGGGCUCCAUGGAGUCUGGUGGGGCAGACAGGUGAGAACAGGGGGUAGAGAGCAGGGCAGUAUGGUCCAGGCGGGGCCAGGAUGCUGUCUCGGGUGCCAAGGCCGGGCCGGAGGGGUGUGGCACAACGUGGUGGCAGAGAAGUAAGGCUGGUCACUUCAUGACCGGUGAGCCUGCGGGCUGGCGGCGGGAGCUUGGCAGACAGCACCCUGCCUCCCGGCCACUGCAGUGUGGCCGCUGGGAGAGCCGGCCCUGGUCAGCCCCUCGCAAGGAGAGGUGUGCUGGACAGGUAUGGUGUUAGUGAGUGGAUGCAGACCCGGCUGGGGCAGGCAGGCUCGUCCCGAGUUGCCUGAGGUGUUGGGCCAGGUCUCUCAGGACUAUAGAUGGCCAAUUAGGCAUCUUUUUAGACAGCUGGCAAAUCCCAGCUGGGAAGGCCACUCCGUCCCAGGGUUUGGGUGGUGAGUCUGGUGGAGGAGCUAAGACCACAGCCACGGGGACUGAGAGACCUGGGCAGCCCCACCCCAGUCUUGUGGCCUGAGAGCGGGGCUCUUGGUGGCCCUUGGGGGACAGCCUGCAGGGUGGGUCUGAGGGCAGUGGGCAGCAAGGCAGACUGGGCAGACCGCUGUGCCCAAGGUGGCUGCAGUCCCAGUGCUGCCUGUGUGCGUGGGCACCUUGCCAGGUGACGGGGCAAAUACCUACAGACCUGCAGAGGUGGUGGGGGCAGAAGUGCCGAGAGAGGAUGGCCUGCACUGCAGCCCCGGCAGGCGGAGGAGGGGCCUGGGGUUGGUGUGAGGGUGCAGAGUUUGGGGGUUCAGCUUGUUGACAGGAGCUGGGCACAGAGAGGGUAGCCCAGGCCCUGCCUUGUCCCCUCAGCUGAGCUGUCCUGGGGAGUGGACAAGCGGUGUUGGACAGAGGCCUCAGGGCAGGGAGGACACCCCGGUCAGGACGCCCUGGGGAGCCUGGUACGGCAGGCAGCCUGGGCCCCGAUCCUGCCACCUCUGCAGACACCUCCCCUCCCCGUCCAGGACUCUGCCCUCCCAGAGCCCCCCAAAAUGGGCAGGGCCUGCAGGGCCUCAUGGCUGAUGCUGGCCUUGGGCUCCUGCAUCCUGCCUACCCUCCCACUCAACCUUGCUCAGACCCCAGGUGGUCGGUCUCAGGGAGUAGGACCCACCCUGGCUGUCCAGUUCCCUCACCCCGGAGCUCCACCUCCCUCCCCGUCCUGGGGUUCUAGCUGUGCAGCCUUGGGGACCCCUCUCACCCCAGCGCCCACAGCUGAGAAGACAAGUGCCUGGCAGGAGGGGCUGCCCGCUAUUAGGGCAGAGAGAGCCUCUGUGAGGACCCAUGGGUUCCCAGGGGCUGGCACGGGCGGCCCCGACAGAUGCCUUGGACGUCUCACCACCACCGCUCUGCCCUGACGGGCCUGGUCUGGGGACCCAGCCGCCUCUGAGCCUCCAUGGCCCCUUCUCUGCCGCUGGACGUUGGCGCCAAUCCCCACUACUGCAGGGGGUUCUUCCCUUGGCCCAGGGGAGGUCACAGCGUUCGGCCUCGUUGGCCACAGGUGGCUGGAGGAGCCAGGAGCCCGGCAGAGUAGGUGACCGAGGGUCUGGGAAGUUUCAGGAAAAGGAGCUGGGGGGACAGAUACCUGUGGCUCCUAAGCUGCCCCCACGGGCCCUGGGCAGCCUCCCCAGGCCCCUCACUGGGUUAGACCUGGCUCCUGGAGCCUCCUUCAGAUGGUCGGGGUGGGAGGUGCUAACGGCACGGCCUGGACUCCAUGCUCCGCGGGCCCUGCCAUGUGCCGGUCCGGGGAGGGCACGGUCUGGCUGGGGUGGGGGUGGGGGGCCGGGAGCAGACUGGGAGCCGGAUGGUGCGGGCUAAGUGCAGACCCUGACAGGAAGGAAUCCUGGCUUCACUGCAGGUGGGCCCUGGAGGCAGGGUGGGCUUCCCCGGCCCGGAGAGCUCCGCCCCGUGGAGAGAAGGGGCUGGGGCUGGCGGCCGGCCCGACCCAGUGUGCCAUCUCCUUCCUUCAUUCACAGUGCUGGGGCUCCUUCCUGCUGAGUGACACGGCUCUGGCCCAGAGCUGGCCUUGAGGUCAGGGUAGAGUAACAACAGUUUGCCGAGGAGGAGUCGGGGGGUGAGUGGGAGGGAGGUCACAGCCCCCGGAAGGAUGUCCUCUGGGCUUCCCUGCCCACCCGCCCGCCCGCCCUGCUGACAGCGCUGAUCCGAGGCUCUGAGCGCCCUUAUCCCUUGAUCCACCUUCGUUGCUGUGAGCCCCAAAUGAUCUGCCUGAGGGCCUGGGGUGGCGAGAGGCAAGGGAACCCCAAGACCAGUGCAACCUCAGGACCAACAGCUGGCCGGCCAGCAGGGAGGUCCGGAGCCCGCUGAUGCUGGCUGCCGUCAUGGAGGGCCAGCCUGUGGCCCUGAGCUUGGCGGAGAAAGCCGUGUGCAAAGUGGUGUACGGUGGCCCCCGCCCCCGCCCGCUGCUGCUGCCCGUGGGCCUGGAGCUGUGGCUGUACGUGCAGAAGAUGCGAAGCCUGCAGAGGAAGAGGAUGGAGGCCUCGUGCCUCGAGCUCGCCCUGGAGGGCGAGCGACUCUGCAAGGCUGGGGACUUCAAGGCGGGCGUGGCCUUCUUCGAGGCGGCUGUGCAGGUGGGCACCGAGGACCUGAAGACGCUGAGUGCCAUCUACAGCCAGUUGGGCAAUGCCUACUUCUACCUGAAGGAAUACGCCCGAGCGCUAGAGUACCACAAACACGACCUGCUGCUGGCCCGGACCAUUGGUGACCGCAUGGGGGAGGCCAAGGCCAGCGGGAACCUGGGCAACACGCUCAAGGUCCUGGGCCGCUUCGACGAGGCCAUCGUCUGCUGCCAGCGUCACCUUGACAUUGCCCAGGAGCAAGGGGACAAGAUCGGGGAGGCCAGGGCGCUCUACAACAUCGGGAAUGUGUACCACGCCAAGGGCAAACAGCUGUCCUGGAGUGCCGCGCAGGACCCCGGGCACCUGCCCCCCGACGUGCGUGAGACGCUGCGCAGGGCCUCCGAGUUCUACGAGAGGAACCUGUCCCUGGUGAAGGAGCUGGGUGACCGGGCUGCCCAGGGCAGGGCCUACGGCAACCUGGGCAACACCCACUACCUGCUGGGCAGCUUCGUGGAGGCUAUCACCUUCCACAAGGAGCGCCUGGCCAUCGCGAAGGAAUUUGGAGACAAGGCGGCCGAGCGAAGGGCUUACAGCAACCUGGGGAAUGCCCACAUCUUCUUGGGGCGCUUCGACGUGGCCGCCGAGUACUACAAGAAGACGCUGCAGCUGUCCCGGCAGCUCAAGGACCAGGCGGUGGAGGCACAGGCCUGCUACAGCCUGGGCAACACGUACACGCUGCUGCAGGACUACGAGCGUGCCGCCGAGUACCACCUGCGACACCUGCUCAUCGCGCAGGAGCUGGCAGACAGAGUGGGCGAGGGACGGGCAUGCUGGAGUCUGGGGAACGCCUACGUGUCCAUGGGGAGCCCGGCACAAGCCCUGACCUUCGCCAAGAAGCACUUGGAGAUCUCGCAGGAGAUUGGGGACCGCAACGGGGAGCUCACGGCCCGUAUGAACGUGGCACAGCUGCAGCUGGCACUGGGCCGGCUGACCAGCCCGGCGGCUGCCGAGAAGCCAGACCUGGCAGGCUAUGAGGCCCAAGGGGCCAGGCCCAAGAGGCCGCAGAGGCUGAGCGCGGAGGCCUGGGACUUGCUGAGGCUCCCGCUGGAACGGGGGCAGAAUGGAGACAGCCAUCACUGUGGGGACCGGCUCCCCCUCCCCGUGAGGAGCAGGAAGUACCAGGAAGGGCUGGACGCCGCUGAGAGGAGGCCCCGGGAGGGCAGCCACUCCCCGCUGGACAGCGCAGACGUCCGGGUCCAGGUGCCUCGCAUGAGCAUCCCUCGGGCCCCGUCCUCUGACGAGGAGUGCUUCUUUGACCUGCUGAGCAAGUUCCAAAGUAGCCGCAUGGACGACCAGCGCUGUCCCCUGGAGGAGGGCCAGCCUGGGGCCGCCGAGGCCACCGCCGCCCCCACCCUGGAGGAGAGGAUCGCCCAGCCCUCGCUGACAGCCUCCCCCCAGACCGAGGAGUUCUUCGACCUCAUCGCCAGCUCCCAGAGCCGCCGGCUGGAUGACCAGCGGGCCAGCGUGGGCAGCCUGCCUGGACUGCGCAUCACCCACAACAACCUGGGGCACCUGCGUGGUGACGGGGACCCCCAGGAGCCAGGCGACGAGUUCUUCAACAUGCUCAUCAAGUGCCAGUCCUCCAGGAUCGAUGACCAGCGCUGCCCGCCUCCCGACGGGCUGCCUCGUGGCCCCACCAUGCCCGACGAAGACUUCUUCAGCCUCAUCCAGAGGGUGCAGGCCAAGCGGAUGGACGAGCAGCGGGUGGACCUCGCCGGGAGCCCAGAGCAGGAGGUGGGCGGGCCACCCGAGCCCCGGCAACAGUGCCAGCCUGGCACCAGCUAAGGCCUCAUACCCACAGCCAGCCAGGCCUGCCCCACCCCCACUCCUGGAUGCCCAGGAGUGGGGGGGGCAGUUCACAAUAGUCCAGGAUGCCCAUGGCCCCCCAGAAGCCGAAUCCUCCCAAGGCCAUAGCUGAGGGCAGGCUCUGAGACCCCAGUCCUUCCCACUGAGCCAGACACUGGGCACACUGCCCCCACGGCGUCCCCUCCCCAGGAUGGCAGGCUUGGGCCAGGGCUGCCUAUGUGAGGGAGGGCAUACUCUGUCCUGGGCCAGCCCCCACAUGGUACACUGCUCCCUGCAGGCCUGCCCAGCCCCGCCUUCACCCCUGCCCCUGCCCUGCCCUAGGCUGGGCCUGCAGCAUGUCAGCCCCUGACCCGGUGCUGCCCAGACCCUUCGUGCCCUCUCCUUGCCCCCUGCCUGCUCCGUCCUGCCCGGCCAAAUGUGAAAACCCUGCUGCCUACCCCACGUCCCUCAAAGAUUCUCUGAAGUCUCUUCCCUGGGGGCUGCCAGCUACCUGGGCGUCUGUGCCCUCCCAGAGCUGGUCCCAGGAUGGCCCAGCAGACACGCUCACCCCACCCGGCCUCUCACCCCCAGGAGGUACCCCUCCCUCCUACCUAGGCUGGAGGAGCAGGAGAGUCUGGAGCAGACGGGGCAGCGGGGGCGGGCUCCCGCCCCACACAGUCCUCGGGCCCUGGCACGUUAGUCGCCUGCCCCGUGGCAUCCUGAAUAGGCAGGGACCCCGCGGGGCAGGAUGGAGAUGAGCAGCGACAUCCUCAACUCCAAGCCCUGAAGCCCAGCAACAGAUCAGGCCUACUUCCCGGAGGACGGGCCAGCAGCCGGGGCUGCACCCUGACCGUGCCAGCCCCGGGGAUGGCAUGAGGGCUUCGGCCCAGUGGCCAUGGGAGGCAGUGGGUCAGCAAAGCUGGGAGGGGCUCGGCUCAGCCCUGGGGCCCCAGUGAGCACCCAGCCGUCUCCCCCACCAGCUGGGGCGGUGACAUCACUACCUUCCCCAGUGGCGGUGGGGGUCUGGUCCCCGAAUGCCUGUGUUGGCUCCCAGGACUGGGCAAGAGACAGACCCCCUGGGGAAUGUGGCCAUCAGCUCUUACCACACCCCUGCCUCAGCCCACCUGCAGGGCCCCCCACCAGCCCCCUUCUGGAGCACUCCUGGGGUGGAGCCUUAGCCCCAUGGCCCCCAGGGCACAAGGUGGCACCUCUUUCAACAAUGGUACAUUAGCCCAGCCCCACGGCCCUGUGGUGCAUCCUGGGAGCUGUGGGUGGAGGGCUGGGCUGGGCUCAGUGUGAUGACCGCUAUGAAGGGGCACAGGGGGCCUCCCAAGCCAGGGCCCGCAGGUGUGGAGUCCACACCAGAGCACCGGCUUCUGCUCCGGCCGCCCGAGAACUUGAAUGUACAUGCGUAUUUAUUGCUCUCACGUGUUUGCCAUGUGGUCCAUGGGUCCUUUCCAACCCACAAGGUACAUUUGUUUUUCUGUUUUUCCGGAAAAAAAUAAAGUCUGCCAAGUGAAA
Messenger RNA from Hipposideros armiger (great roundleaf bat), 8721 nucleotides. RefSeq names its product G protein signaling modulator 1 (gene GPSM1). The record is from RefSeq and is a predicted model, not a curated record. Gene Ontology annotation, biological process: establishment of mitotic spindle orientation. NCBI's taxonomy places the organism in Eukaryota, Metazoa, Chordata, Mammalia, Chiroptera, Hipposideridae. Gene Ontology annotation, molecular function: G-protein alpha-subunit binding; GDP-dissociation inhibitor activity. The coding region runs from base 5104 to 7200 and encodes 698 amino acids. The transcript is spliced from 14 exons. Gene Ontology annotation, cellular component: cell cortex.